CGAAUUUGCCUUCCUUCUGUCAACCAACUAUUAAAUCCUUAACUAUUGACAAUGUCUAUCAGUAAUACUGCCAUCAUUGGUUGUAUAAUUGCAUUGUUUGUCUUGAUUAUAGUAUGUACCAUAAUAAUUUUAGUAAUUCUCUGUGUUACCUCUAGAAUUACAGUAUAUGAUAAACAUCAAAAUAUUGAAAUUACAAGACCUAGUAUAUUUCAAAAUCUCUUUACACGUUCCAAACCACAAAUUGAUUUAGAAAAGCAAUAUCAAUCAAAUUAUGCUUGUUCAACUAUUGCUCUUAAAAGUUUACCAUUUCUGAUACCAAAUCAAGAUAAAAGUCCUCGAGUUCUGGAUGAUGGAGAAAUAAUUGUAACUUUAUCAAGAGAAAAUGAAAUUAGAGAUAAUAUUAUUAUUCCAACUAGUAAACUGGAUUAUCGUAGUGCAAUAGAAAGUUUUAAUUCUGAAACUAAUGGAUUAAUUGAUGAUCAACUGUAUUUUUCUAAACAAUCUCCUGAAUCUUCAAAUCUUACUAGAAGAAUUUCAUCUCUUCAUUAUCAAAGAAAUGAAAUUAAUAAUACUGUUAAAACUUUAAUUGCAAUUCCUAAUGAACAAAAGCAAUCAUAUCUUGCUGAUCAAUAUGAUAGUUUCUCUAGAACAAUCAUGCUUCAAAAUUUAAUUGAAAAAUCAGUAAAUGAUGAUUCUCAAACUAUUAUGAAAGUAAAAGAUCCAUUUCUGGAAAAUUUAAUAGUGGUAGGAGGAAUUGUAGUGGUUAUAAAACCAUUUAGAGGAACUAAAGAAUAUGAAUUUUCUAGUUUACAACCAGGUGAUCUUUUAAGAAUUGUAAAAUUUUUUAUUAAAGAAGAAGAAGAUUUAGAAAUCAAACCUUUACGUAUAGUAUCUGAUAAAUUACAACUUACUUCAGAUAGAGAGGGGAAACAAGAGAUUUUAGAUAAUGAAGAUGUAAAAACUAUAGAUGGAUAUAAAAUAAAAGAUAAUGAUAAUGAUAAUACUAAUAAUGAAGUAUAUAUUGAUAGGUCAGAUUCUAAUUAUAAAAACAUUCAUUGUACUGGAAUUGCUCUUAGUACUUGUUUAGAAUAUAAUUAUGAUACAAGUGAUUUAUCUCUUAGAUUUAAAGAUACAGUGAAUAAUUCUGACUUUGAAUACUUGAAGGAUUUCCCAUUGGAAGUAGUUUCUUUAGAGACUACAGUUUUACGAAGUAUGAAUGAUACUACCAUAUCUAUUGAUGAUGAUGAUGAAUCUUGUUCCUUAUAAUCAUUAUUAAUAAUCCUAAACU
Molecule: messenger RNA, 1288 nt
Organism: Scheffersomyces amazonensis
Lineage: Eukaryota; Fungi; Ascomycota; Pichiomycetes; Serinales; Debaryomycetaceae
Exons: 1
Coding region: 52-1266 (404 amino acids)
Source: RefSeq, a predicted model, not a curated record